AUGUCUACCUCUCCCUCCAAAAAAGCCUUUCGGGUCGGCGUCAUCUGCGGCAGCCAGCGCAAACCACGCGUUGGGGACCAAAUCACCAACUUCAUUCUCGAAACCGUUCAACCUCACUCAAAUUCCGCCCGUGCAACUGGGGAAAGGGAUCUUUCAUUCGACUUUGAUUAUAUCGACAUCAGCGCCCUGGACCUACCAUUCUACGACGAACCCGGUAUUCCAUCCAAGAUAACACCACCUGAAGGCUACGCUCACGAGCACACACGCAAAUGGUCACAGCGAGUAGCGGCACUCGACGCCUUCAUCGUUGUCACCCCGCAAUACAACUGGGGUAUACCAGCGGGUCUCAAAAAUGCAAUCGACUACCUUUACCACGAAUGGAAGGGGAAGCCAGCCAUCAUCGUCAGUUACGGUGGGCACGGAGGCGGUAAAGCGGCUGCGGCGCUGAGGGUGUGUCUAGCAGGUGGUCUUGGAAUGCAGAUUGGCGAUAAAAUGGUCGUCAACCUGACUUUCCCGAGCAGAGAUGCGCUUUACACGGCGGCACAGGGCCAACAUUUAGGGCUUGAUGCAGCCAAAGAGGGUGGGAUGUGGAGCUCGGAGAGGACACGCAUUACCAGCUCAUGGGAUGAGAUGGUUGGGAUGCUUGUUUCGGAAGGCGUAGCCAAGGCUGCUUAG
Molecule: messenger RNA, 675 nt
Organism: Penicillium cinerascens
Lineage: Eukaryota; Fungi; Ascomycota; Eurotiomycetes; Eurotiales; Aspergillaceae
Product: flavin-dependent quinone reductase
Exons: 1
Coding region: 1-675 (224 amino acids)
Cellular component (GO): cytosol
Molecular function (GO): oxidoreductase activity; FMN binding
Source: RefSeq, a predicted model, not a curated record